This is a messenger RNA of Emiliania huxleyi CCMP1516, 804 nucleotides long. RefSeq lists its product as hypothetical. The transcript has a single exon. The annotation marks the transcript as partial. The record is from RefSeq and is a predicted model, not a curated record. NCBI's taxonomy places the organism in Eukaryota, Haptophyta, Isochrysidales, Noelaerhabdaceae.
AUGGCACGCUGCCCCUCUUGCCUCGGCGAUGCCACGAGGCUGGCUCUGCACGGCCACCUCGAGUGCGCACCCUUCCAUGCGCAGAGCCGGGCGCGUCUGAUCACCGGACACACCUUCACAAACGGAACGCCCAUCGGCGACAUCGUGUGCCAGCGGAAGCUGUACGAAUGCACGGUCAGCGGUGUGUUCAUCUACUUGCCGCUCUUCAACACCUCAGAGCUCGAGACGAUGUACCGCGUGUACGAUGGCCAAAACACACUUUCGCUCACGCACUUCCGGCCGAAUGAGCAGGCCGCCAUGAUUGCGUCGGCAAUGCAGCUCUCCUCAUGGCGCGGCCCACUGCACAUUGUUGAGGCAGGCUGCGCUGGUGGACAUUUCCUCGCGGUGCUCGCCAAGUCGCACUUGCUGAACGAGACGGCGCGCGCCGUCACGUCUGUGAGCUUGAGCUGCUUCGAGGCGGAUCCAAAGAUGGCGCCUGCGGCACAAAAGCUGCUCGGCCAAGUGCAGUCGAUGUCCAAGGGCUGGCUGCAAGCGCGCGUGGUGCGUUCCUUGUUCACAGGAGUCGGCUUGCAACCCGCGAGCGUCGACCUGGUCUCGAGCUCGCAUGUUCUGGAGCACGUUACCGAUCCUUGCACGUACGUGCAGGUGCUGCGCACGGUUCUGAGGCCGAGAGGCUACGUCUUCACCGAACUGCCACUGCAGUCCAUGGACCAUAAGCAUCGCUGGGUCCGCGGCCUAUUCCACGCCACGUUUUGGAGCAGCGCGAGCUACAACGCGAUGAUGGAGCGUUCGGGCUUCACCCUC